Molecule: messenger RNA, 6592 nt
Organism: Micropterus dolomieu (smallmouth bass)
Lineage: Eukaryota; Metazoa; Chordata; Actinopteri; Centrarchiformes; Centrarchidae
Gene: znf512
Product: zinc finger protein 512
Exons: 16
Coding region: 271-2910 (879 amino acids)
Molecular function (GO): zinc ion binding
Source: RefSeq, a predicted model, not a curated record
UGACGACGAUACAGAUACAGUGUGGUCAAUUAUGCCGGUGUACGUGUGUGUACUGGUUCAUAUUUAGACGCUGUCAGAGGUAAAGGUUUUGUCCCAGAGUUUUUAACACCCGGAUCGGGCCUUCCUCGAUGUUAGCCUUCCUGGCGGUAUCACUGCCGGGGGAAAGGCGACAGAGGAGGCCAGGCUCGAAGACAUGGAGGCUAAGCGUCCUUUGCAGAGGGAGUGAGCCGUAGGACGUGGUGAUUUCUACAGGGUGUUGGCACUCCUAGAAUGGACCCUGCACACAUUGGAGGGGAUAUGUCACCUUUGUAUAUGCCAAGAAAGAGAAAGUCUGUCCAGUCACAACCUAAAAGUGGAGUGCCAUGUCCAGUUGUUCAGCGAAUGCCAGAAAGAACCUGUGAAUUAAAUCCAGCUGGAUAUCCCAAGAAUGACGAGUCUGAAGCCCAAGAUGCUCUAAAGAUGAAAAGAACGUAUGGUAGAAAAAGGUAUGAGGACCUGCAGAGUGUUUCCAUAGGAACAGUAGAUUACCCAACCACCAGCUGCUCUGUGAUGUCAUCAGUUGGCCUUGCGAAUGGGGCAGAUCCAGCGUCCAUGGCUCCACCCACUGCAAGGCUGCCUCCGAGACUGGUGGGGAAGGAUGUGUGGCCUCAAGGCCCCGAGGUCAGCAGGGAACAGCCCCAGCCUCAGGACCAGAGCUGGAACUCCAGCAGGGACAGAGGCCCCGACGCCUGGGCGCCGGGUAGAGAACGGCCGCAGGAGCAGGUCUGGAACUCUGGCAGAGACCGUGCGGGACACUCUAGUCAAGACCAGACUUGGAUUCCAGGCAGGGACAGGGCCCAUACCGGUCCAGACCAGGCCUGGAUGACGGGCAGAGACAGAGGUCCUGAGCAGGGCUGGGCAGCUGGCAGAGACCGAGGCCAGGAUCAGGUCUGGAACGCAGGCAGGGAUUCAGUCAGAGACAGGGCCUCCUCAGGGCCAGAGCAGGCAUGGGGAACUGGCCGAGGUCAAGACCAAGGCUGGAGCAACACGAGCAGAGACAGAGGCCAUGUCUGGAGACCUGACUUGAACAUGAAGAAAGUCCAGAGAGUGGAGAUGGAGCGCAGCCCACCUGUUAGUAACUUCCCACAGCCACCAGAGGGCAGAGACUCUUGUUCAGAUGCAGCCAGUGUUGGGGAGGCCUCGACUGCCCAACCCAGCGAGGAGCAGAAACCCCUCGUCCCCUCCACCAAGAAGGAGCCUCCUACCUACCCUCCAGGAAGUCAAGAGGAGCGUUGGCAACUCCAGAUUGUGGCCAAAGGCAGAGUCACCUGUCCUAAGUGUAAAAGUGUGAGCAGGAAGACCGUCGAUGGCCUGAAGAAACACAUGGAGAACUGCAGACUGCAACCCUUUACCUGUCAACACUGUGGGAAACAGCUGAAGUCUUCAACGGGGAUGAAGUAUCACAUCAUGGCUGACCACAGCCAUCUGCCCUCAGCUGAUGAUGCCAAGGACCUGGAUGAUCGAGUAAUCAAAGACAAACUGCGUAAAAUCCUGAAGAGACUGGGCAAAUUAAAAUGCUCUAAAGAGGGCUGUAAUGCCGCCUUCACUAGCAUCAUGGGCUACGUGUACCACAUGAAGAAGUGUGGGAAGGAGGAGUCUGAGCUGGAGAAGAUGCUGCUGAAUUGCUCUCACUGUGGGAAAACAUACAAGUCCAAGGCCGGUCUGGAGUACCACCUGAAAUCAGAGCAUGCUCCUACGCCCCAGAAGAGUGAGGAAGACGAGGCCCAGAAGGCUCAGAGGGAGGCCAACCCAGAGCGGACGGCCAGCGGCAGGGUGCAGCGAGCAUCGGCCCAGGUGGCAAACUUCCACCUGGCUGAGAUUGCCAACAAUGAGCUGCCCAAAGACUGGCCCAAGAGGAAGUUUCAGUCAGACCUGGUGCCAGAUGACAAAAAGUUGAAAUACGCACGGCCAGGCCUGCCUGCCUUCAGCCAAGAGGUGCUGAGGAAGUGGAAGAAUGAGGUGAAGCUGCAGAGGAAAGUCCAGUGUCCCAACCAGGGUUGUGGCUGCACCUACACCAGUGUGUCUGGACUGAAAGCUCACCUGGGACUCUGCACAAGAGGUGACUUUGAGGCUGGAAAAUACCGAUGUCUGAUUUGCAAUAAAGAGUUUAACUCUGAAAGUGGAGUGAAGUACCACAUCAACUCUGUCCAUUCACAGGACUGGUUUGUGACAAACAAAAAGGCCUCCAAGAAGUUUGAGAAGUUCCUGAAAAACCAGCCCAAGGAGUUUGUCCACGAUGUAGAGAAACAGACCGUGGAUCAGUACCACCAUAAUCACCUCCAGCAUCAUCAGCAGCAUCAGCACCACCACCACCACCACCACCACCACAACCAUCAACAGCAGCAUCAGCUCCAGCACCAGCCCCUGCAGCACCCUCUGCAACCACUGCACCACCUCCAGCACCAAACCCAGUUCCUCCACCCAGAGCACCAGAACCUCCCUCCACAGGUGGACACCCAGCUCCAGCAGCCGAUGCUCCAGUACACCCCUCUAGAGCCUCCUCCCGGACCGCUGUGGGUGGACAUGGACCGGAGAGAAGCUGUGCCGGGACCGGAGCAGGCCCCGAUCGGGAUGGAAAUGGCUGAUGUUGACAAACCUGAAGAGGACAACAGCGGGAUGACGGAGGAGAAAAGGAGAGAGAAGGCGGAGAAAGGAGGGGAGAGGGGAAAGGCCGAUGGGAAGCGGAAGGAUUGUUUUGCUUUCGGUAGCGGUGGCGGCAGCAGCAGUAGCAGCAGUAAUACUGGCAGCUCAUCCAGCGAAUCAGAGGUGGAGCAGCAGGACAGGCAAAGACAGAUUGACCAGUGGAAUCUGAAACGGCCGGGAAUAAUGGAACCCCACCCUGAUGCUGUAAAGCGACAGAGGAGCACUUAAAAAGACCCUAAAUACGCUACUAAACAUGACACUUUCCUUAAUGCUUGUCAUGCAUCAGAGCUCAACUUAACAGAGGUAGAAAAAGACACCGUCGAGUGUCCAUCUCUGUUUUAUUAGAGGAAAACAAACAGGAGAGAAGGCAGCUUAUGGCAGAGCUACAACCUGUAAUUUUUUGGAAGUUGUGAAAGUAUUUAGACGACGACAGUGUCAGCGUGGAUACGAGACUGUAUACUUCUGGUUUAGAGGCUGUUUCUUGAGAUGGUUGUCAUUGUAUAGCUUUCAGAAAUGUAGUAUACUGUUUAUCUGUGUGUUUAUCUGUAACAGAUUCUUUUCACCAACUUUAAAUGUGUCUUAUUCUUUUAAAAAGUUUGAUAAACCUUCUUGUUUUUCAUGUUUACCUUGAAGGGAAGAAGUUACUGUAACCUUUAGAGAAGAUGCUACAGUAUAAUAUUUUGUUAGACUUGUCUAGUCGUGUUCUCUCUCUCUCUCUUUCUUUCUUUCUCUCUCUUUGAAAAGAUUUUGUGCCUCUUAAGUAUGAUAUGAAUUUCAUACUUACCAUCUCUUUUGCUACAACUGAUUGGCCUUUUCUGAGGCUAAAUAAUGUCGGAUGUGUCAGUCUUCUGGUAAAAUCUCCCUGGCCUGGAUUUCCCUCACCGUGUCUCUUCCUGUACCAUAUUUCCAUCAGUGAAGUUUUGACUAGAUCAAAUUUUUUUGAACAUUACAGCGAAUGCAACUUCGUUCAUGGCUGGCAUCAAGUUGCCAUACUAGAGCCAAGUCUGCUGGCAGUAGUAAAAUGAGAGGAUCUGUUUGCGUGUGUGCAGUGACCCAGCGCAGUUACAAGGGUAGCAGAUCAAUACCACUCUUGUUAAGUACAGAACAGGUCAUCCAUCCACCCAGUACUUCUGCGCAUAGCAUCCCUGACGUAUAGCACAUUUGCUUGGCAGCCUCACUGCACCUGGCUGUUUUUUCUCUCCCCUUAAAACCAUAAAUUGUUGUUGUUACAUUCUAUAUGUGUAGAAUUAAACAAACAAGAUACAGUUUGUGAGCUUUAGAGAUGUUGGUAGGUGUAUUUUUGAGCUUUUAAAAUAGCCAGGCUAGCUGUUUUUCCCUUCUUCCUGUCUUUAUGCUAAGCUAAGGUAUUUACCUCCUGGGGCCAUCUCCAUACUUAACACACAAACCAGGAGACUGGAAAACAGCCAGCUGGCCUACCGCACGAUGUACUUCUUUUAAUGCUCUCAGCACCCAGUUUCCAAGAAACACAAAACAAAGAAAUCUAAAUACUUAAUUUGAUUACAUGCAGUUAAAAUGUUACUCCAGCGGUGUGUGAAGCCAAUCUAUGUAGUUUUUCAGAUGUAUUCCUGUAGUCUUAGAAAUGCAGUAAUACAUUUUUAUUGUAGUUGGACAAAAAAAAUAGACUUACUCGAUCCGCUUACAUGCUUUUCAUGAAGACAUCUUUUUCAGCAUAUGGUAUUUCAUCAGUUCUCAUGGACAUAGCUCAGUUGUAUGAUGACAACUGAGCAGUCUGUAACUGCUGAGGAAUACUUUAAGUUUGAAAGCUCUUGGUAAAGCUACUAAGUCGACCUGUUUUUUUUAAUCAGUUUUAGGCAUUUCAUGCAGGAUCAUAGUUCCCCGAACAAAGAAAGCACAGAAAUGGCCGAUCAAAAACAACAGUAAAUGUGACCGUCAACAUAUUGGUGAGGAAAUUAAUGGAUUGCAGGUGACUUAUCACUUAUGUUACAAUAAUAGAUAAUCUGAGGGGUUUAAUAUUGAUGGCCAAGACACGAGUGACAGCCAACUCUGUUGAAGAAAAGCUAACAUACAAAAGCAUUUAACAUGGAGGGUGGGUGCUUUUCUUUUCUGUUCUUCAAAGACAGACCUGUUUUUGUCUAGCAGAAUAUUUAACCGAUAGCAUGUAGCCUAAUGUUUAUGUACUCGGCAUUUUGUAUCUACUAUUGUGGUGUAUGGUUAUGGAUGGUUGUCAGUCAUUUGUUUGUGAUGUUAUAACACCAUUUUUGUGUAAUUUUUACUACUUUUUAUGCAUUUAUGAAUGUAUUUUGGUUUCCCAUCUGUUGUGCAUGUCACAGUUCACUAAAAGACGACCAUUAAUUCAUCUUUUGUCUUGAUUUGAAACUUUCAAAGAGGAGUACCCUUUAAUCUGUUAAUCUGACAAAGAAAAAAUAUUUACUGUAGUGUUCUUUACCCUUCAUGGCCCUCCAUCAGAUGCCUUUUGAAAGAACAAUCUGUGUUGUUUAAGUUUUAAAAAUAAAAACCCUCCUAGUACAUGGGAAGUAUUUCAGAAAGCAUGGUUCAUUUUAAAUAAUUUCCUUUGGGUGCAUGGACCCCUGUACACUUGCUUGCAAGUCUAGUUUUUAUUUUAUUUUUACUUUUCAUUUAGGAUGGACUCUUGAGUUUGCAAACUCUUUUUUUUAAGAGUCCAAGCCAUGUUACUGUUACUCUACUUUUGUCUCUUUGGUGCUAACCUGUUGUUGCAUUGUUUAAAAAGACUUUGCUGCGAUAAAGUUUGAAUGGGACUGCAGAUUUUUUUUCUUUGUUCAGCCACUGUGGAUAUUGUUGUUCAUGCUAAAUAUCCUGUACUUCUUAAUAAUAAUUAUAACAAGAGAGUUCUUGUGAUCAUUAUUCAUCACCUAGGUCAGUGGUUGCAUAGGUCUAUAACCAAGUAAACCAGUACCUAUUGUAAUUCACAAGAAACAAAGCAAAGAGGAAUUAGACGAAUGUCUCAUAUGUUUUGACUAAUGUUGUGUAACAAUUUUGUUUUCAUGUUGUUUAUUGUCUCAAAAUGCCUUCUAUUCAAAAUGUAAACGUUUUCAGGAAGUGGCUUGAAGUUCCUUUACUGUUGAAAUACUUCCCAUGCUUGUGACCAAAUCUUUAUCACCAUGCAUGCACUUCGAACAGUUUGAUGGCACAAAGGACAGCAUUGCUCAGCUUUAAGAGACUUUAUCCCUGACUAAAUAUUUUAACCCCCUCCAAACCUGCGUUAUCAUUGUAAAGGUUUAUGAAUAUUUCAAUGUAAUUUUGUUCAAAAACAUGAAUUGUUUAUAUUUUUUUGUGUUUUAGUGCCAAAAACAGAUACAUUAUGUAACUUGAGUUUUGAAAGCCACAAAUCCAAGUUAUCUUUGACUAAUUGGUUUUCCCAUCAACCACUGCAGAUCCUGUAUGUCAGGGUCCUUAGUGAACAUGUAAAAUCUUUGAGUUGGAACUGACCUCCUGAAUUAAUUAAAGUUAUUUCUUUUGGAAAAUGUUUCAUCCAGUGGCCGUACUAGAUGUGAUGCUGGAAAUGGAUGUAAUGUUAUUAACCAUACAGUUAAUGAUAUAAGAAUAGAAUGAGAUGAAAAUAAUGAAUUCUGUUCUCAUUUCUUGUGCCCCAGCCACCACCAUCCAUACAGAAAAUAUUCAGUAUAUAUAAUCUAGGCCAGCUUUGAAUAAAGGUUCAGUUAGUAGUAAUGUAUCAUUUGUAAACACAUAAAGAAAGCACUUAUUUUUUCCAUUUUGUGGGACAUCAUUUCUAUUAAAGUGAAAAUACUUAUUGUCUCAGCCAACCCUUCAGUGAUCUGUACAUUUAAUAUGUUAUUACUUGUUUGUUUUUUUUAGAAGUUAUGUGCUGCUAUUUCAUAGUACCAGCAGUGUUAUAACCACAGAUAAUUAAAAGUUUAAUUCAUGGUGA